UCGCUUGUCGUUUGGCGACGUGUACCCGGUGAGUGGAAGUGCUAAGGAUUCUUAACUCGCUGGGUAACAAGCGGCCAUAAACCAAACUAAAAAAGCCUUAAAAGAGCAAAAGUAUGGGUGGUUCGCAGAGUGUGGAGAUACCGGGAGGAGGCUCCGAGGGAUACCACGUCCUCCGGGUUCAAGAGAACUCGCCUGGGCACCGGGCAGGGCUGGAGCCUUUCUUUGACUUCAUCGUCUCCAUCAACAACACCAGACUGAACAAGGACAACGACACGUUGAAGGACUUGUUGAAAGCCCAUGUCGAGAAACCAGUGAAGAUGCUAGUUUACUCUUCAAAGACUCUGGAGCUGCGGGAGGCCACGGUGACCCCCAGCAACCUGUGGGGGGGUCAGGGCUUGCUCGGUGUCUCCAUUCGCUUCUGCAGCUUUGAGGGAGCCAAUGAGAACGUGUGGCAUGUCCUGGAAGUGGAGCCUAAUUCCCCAGCAGCCCUUGCUGGCUUGCGGCCACACACUGACUAUAUAAUUGGAGCCGAUACUGUUAUGAAUGAGUCCGAGGACCUCUUUUCUCUAAUAGAGAGCCACGAGGGGAAGGGCCUGAAACUGUAUGUGUACAACACAGACACCGACAACUGCAGAGAGGUGGUUAUUACACCUAACACUGCCUGGGGAGGAGAGGGCAGCCUUGGCUGUGGAAUCGGCUAUGGAUACCUCCACAGGAUUCCCACCCGGCCGUUUGAGGAGGGGAAGAAGAUCAGUUUCCCUGGAACUUCUUCCAGUGAGCCUGUCAGUCCACUGAAAGACGGAUUUACUGAGGUGCAACUUUCAGCAGUCACCCCUCCUCCUGCUGCACCUGCAGUUCCCUCUGGCCUUGACUUGUCUGCCCUGUCAAUCAGCUCCUCAGCCCCGCCCACCAUGCCCAGCGAGCUGCAGACAGGUUUGCCUACAGUCCCUCUUCUGCCCACCUCCACUAACCCCUCACUCACCCCUCUGCCUCCGCUGAAUCCUGCCACUGCUGGCUUGAACCCAGCCACCACGCUACCAGGUCUGAUGCCCCUCCCAGGUAGCUUAACAGCGCUCCCUAACCUUCCCAACCUGCCAGUCCUAGAUCUCAGCAGUGUGUCACUAGCAGGCGGCAGCACCUUACAGCCACCAGCAGGGAUGACAGUCCCAUCUCUGGCUCCACUCCCACCCCUGAACCUUUCAAAUCUGGCCACGUUGCCUCCUCUGCCCACCAUGCUGCCCUCCCAGCUGCCUCCUGUCCUCUCUCAGGGUUUGACUCCCAUGUUGCCAACUUCCACUGCCGCCCCUCCAGCUUCAGUUACUGUCACAGCAGCACACAUGAUUAAUCCAGCCACCGAAGCCACAGCCCCCACAGAGGCAGGAUCCACGAGCACCACGGAAUCUCCAGCACCUACGGAAGCAACACUAACGUCGUCAUAACGUGGGAAAUAUGACUCCACUUCUCGUCAAACUCAAACACACCUGGUUUGGCUUAUCCUUCCAUCUGUCGUUCUCCGUGUUUUCUAUUUAUUUGGCUAAGAGUGAACAGACGCAUCAAUUCAGACACAGAGGUCAGCAUGCUCACGGGCAAGGAAGCUUGUGUGGAGCGAAGGAGGAUGCAGAGAACGGAAAGCGCCUGUAGACUGGUCUGACUGCUGUGUCUGUAUUCCCUGAUGGCCAUAACGCAGAGGAACUGUUAGCACUGCAGCUUGCCUAAGCUACUGCUUGAGGAAGAUGAAGUCGACUCAUUCAUUUGUAGUUUACUUUUCACUUCCGCAGUUAGACAAGGCAAAGACCUCUGAGAUUUUCGCCUUUCUUGUAUGGAAACCUCUCUGUUUAAGUUUUAUAUAACAAUUUAUGUUAAUGGAUCUGGAUGAUAAACACAGUUUAUUGAAUUGCCAACAUAAUAAAGAUAUAAAACCGGGAUUACAGCUGGAAGUAAGAUGUUAAAUGAAUUAGUCCAGUCCAGAAUUGAACUCACCAUACUGGAAGAAAUCAGACCAUAAACCCAAGAAAAGAAAUGUUUGUGCUGCUGAAUAAACAAGUAAACAAAUCCUGAGUGUGAUCAACCAACAAUUUCCUGUAUCUUUUUUUUUUCUUAUUAGUUAAUAGAACCACCAGUCAGUAGAUUAAUUUGAGUCAUAUGUAUUCAUUUUUUGUUGCUGUAUGUCUCCACCCAAUGAAUGAAUCUGCAUUAUUUUGCACCACCUUUGUGUUUUAAAAUUUAUUCCCCUUGUGUGUCUCCUUGUAUAUCCAAAAUCUGUACUUCAUACCAUCUCAACAACACCGAGAACAGUGAGAGCCCGAAGGCCGUGCCAGAGGAUACCGAGGUUUACAGAAACACGAGCUACUGAGUAGAGUGUGCACUUGCUGCUGGAUACAUUAAACUUGGGAGAGGUUUUUAAUGCAGAGCAUAUCUCCUGGCAUGGUCUGAGUGGAGUGGCAGAGCUGCAGCAUGGCCACAAGGUGUCACUGUAACAGAACUUUUGAGAAUAUCUGCAGUAUGUACAGGGCACGCAAUAAAGCCAAAUUAAUUUUAA
Neolamprologus brichardi is the source of this 2539-nucleotide messenger RNA. RefSeq names its product Golgi reassembly-stacking protein 2-like. The record is from RefSeq and is a predicted model, not a curated record. Gene Ontology annotation, biological process: Golgi organization. Gene Ontology annotation, cellular component: Golgi apparatus. Gene Ontology annotation, molecular function: protein binding. NCBI's taxonomy places the organism in Eukaryota, Metazoa, Chordata, Actinopteri, Cichliformes, Cichlidae.